AUGCCUCAUUCAGAUAAAGUUAAUAUGUUGUUUAUUUAUUGGGAGUGUCAAAAAAAUGCAAGUCUUGAGGCACAAACAUAUGCACAACGUUACCCAGAUAGAGAACAUCCUGUCCAUAGUUUUUUUUAUAACUUAGAAAGGAAUCUAAAAACCUAUGGAUCAUUUUCUAAAAGGGUAAAUAAUUUACAACAAAGACGAGGUCAUGCUUUAGGUGAAGAGGUCGUGGUAAACCUAUUAGCCUAUGUUCGAGCAAAUCGCAGAAGUUCAACACGGCACGUUGGUAGAGAGCUUGGAAUAUCUCAUACCACAGUUUGUAAGAUAUUAAAAAAAUAUAAAAUGCAUCCAUAUCGACCAGAUUUAGUUCAGCAUUUGCGUCAGGGUGAUGCACCUCGUAGACUAGCGUUUGUUGAGUGGUUGAUGACCAGCUUAGACGAAAAUCCAUUAAUUUUAAACUCAAUACUAUGGACAGAUGAAUCUAAGUUUACUAAUAAUUGUGUAAUUAAUAAGUAG
This is a messenger RNA of Macrosiphum euphorbiae (potato aphid), 510 nucleotides long. Lineage: Eukaryota; Metazoa; Arthropoda; Insecta; Hemiptera; Aphididae. The record is from the annotation of a GenBank genome assembly.